Molecule: messenger RNA, 2136 nt
Organism: Striga hermonthica
Lineage: Eukaryota; Viridiplantae; Streptophyta; Magnoliopsida; Lamiales; Orobanchaceae
Source: the annotation of a GenBank genome assembly
AUGAGUGGUGUGCACAAGACAGAAACAACCCCCAUAAUGUUUCGAAUGCUCAAACCUUGGAUGGAAACAUUCUCGUCAAUCUUGUUAGACCCGGUGCCAUCUGAAGAUCGUGAUGAUUGGAGCAUGAGGAAGAAGGUGUUAAAGUGUUUGAAUCAGUUCAUUCAGAUCUUCCCCACCAUUACAGAAAUUCAUUUUGCAAAAUCUGAGUUUGCAGUAUAUCUGCUGCCGUUGUGGGAAACAUUUAUCUCAACGUUGGAAGUUUAUGAGUGCUCAGCGAUUGAAGGCGUUGAAUAUUAUGAUGACGAUCCGUACGCUUCUUCUUUUGAUGGUGUGGAGGAUAGUCUCGAGUCCCUUGUUAACCAGUUAUUUGAACUUUUAGUGACUGCUACUGGAAGCCCGAGGUUUGUGAAGGUUAUUAUGAACAAAUUCAAUUUAUAUGGGUUAGUCUACUACACUAUUGGUUUCCUUCAAAUGACGGACAAACAGGUUGAAUCCUGGUUACAAGAUGCUAACAAGUAUGUUGCUGAAGAGGAUAACAAUACUUACAGUUGUCGUGUAUCCGGUGCACUUCUGCUGGAAGAUCUAAUAUCUAACUGUGGGACCGAAGGCAUCAAAGCAGUGAUCGAGUCUGUAAUAACGCGAAGAAAUGAGUCCCAACAGGCGAAAGAUACUGGCUCUCGUGGUUGGUGGAAAUUAAGGGAGGCUGCCCUGUAUGCUUUGGCUGCUUUGGCUUCUGAAAAAUUGUUGCUUGAUGACAUAGAGGUUUCUGGUUCCACUGUUGGAGAUAUGCUACGGAAAAUUUUAAUUGAGGACAUGGCAGCAGGCUUCCAUGACUACCCCUUUCUUUGUGCCCGCUUAUUUUUGUCUGUUGCAAGAUUUUCUUUCAUGAUGAACAACCAAGUAAGAGAUGACUUCGUACGUGCUGCUGUUGAGACAGUUGCUGUUAAGACAGUUGGAAUGGAUGUACCUCCACUAGUUAAAUUUGGUGCUUGUCGAGCUUUAUCUCAGCUUUUACCAGAUGCCACCACCGGAUGUGUUCAACAGGACUUAUUAUUGUCACUUAUAGAUCUUCUGAAAAAUGCCUCUGAUGGAACUAUGCAUUUAGUACUUGCUACUCUGCAAGCAGCUGUCGCAGCUGGUCAUGAAGCUACAGCCUCAAUAGAGCCAAAUUUAUCUAGUAUCAUGCUCAACAUGUGGGAUUCCCAUGUUUGUGACCCGUUCAUCAGUAUAGAUGCUCUAAAAGUUUUGGAGGCCAUAAUAAAGGUCACUGGGUGCACUCGUUCGCUGUUUUUCAUAGUUUUCCCCUACAUCGAGCCAAUCCUCAAUAGUCCUCAAAUAGAACGCGAUGGUUUAGUUGCAGGUUCUUUAGAUCUUGUCACAAUGCUGAUAAAGAACGCCCCUGUUGAAGUGGUAAAAGCACUCUUUCAAGUUUCAUUUGAUCCUGUCGUGAUAAUAGUUCUCCAGAGUACUGACUAUAGAAAAAUGAAGAAUGCAACCCAAUGCUUAGCUACACUUGUGUCUGUUUGGAAACAAGAUAUGCUUUCUUGGUCUGGGGAAAUUCAAGGAGCCUACCAAAUUAAAGUGACAACUACUGCUUUGGCUUUGCUGCUUUUGACUCGACAUGUUGAAUUGGGGAACAUUAAUGUUAAAGGCCAUCUUAUCAAGUCUGACACAGGCAUAACGACCCGCUCUAAAGCCAAGAAAUUACCAGAUCAAUGGACAGUUGUGCCGCUUCCUACUAAGAUUCUGGCUAUACUAGCGGACACUUUACUAGAAAUCCAAGAACAAGUAGAUGGGGAUAAUGAGGAGGAUAGCGAUAGCAACUGUGAAGAAGUUGAGAGUGAAGAUAAUGAUUUCUUAUCUUCUUCUGCUAAAUCCGCAUUACAUGUUAGACCUACUUAUGAAUAUCUUGAUGCCAUGGCGAAGGCUUUUAAUGAGGACCAAGAAGAUGACUUUGAAGAUGAACUUUUUAGUGGUGGGGAUCCUCUAAAUGAGAUCAAUUUAGCGAACAUUCUUUUCGAAUCCCUGCAAAAAUUCCUGGAGGGCGACAAACCAUGUUUUGAACAUCUAUUUCAGAGCCUCACAAAGCCUCAACAAGAAGCUAUUGAAUUGGUUUUAAGACGAUGGGCAGUGUGA